UGCUGUCAAAAAGUUGUGAAUGAGCGAACUGCGCCCGUCGUCUGUAAAGAAAACAGACGAAUAUAUAGUUGUAAAAUAAGUAAAAAGUUAGUUAAUGUUGCGUGUAAACUGAGUCUCGCCAAGUGUAGGGGGUAAAUAUUAGUUUAAUUGUUCUAUUGUUGUUAAUUUAAUUAGUUUCAAGCGUCUUCUCUUAAGUCAUAAGCGAUGUUGAAUGGGAGGUGUCAUCUGGUAUCUCUAUAUUGACGACUGAGUGAACGAUUUGCUAGAUGCUUGUUUGGGAGGAUUGAAAUUUAUCGGAUUGCGAGCCCCACAAAACAAUGAGUACAGGUAUAGUUAAGUAUUUGAAAAGUCCCGUGCACGGGAAUGGACAAUUUAAGCCGAACGAGGCUGAUCCGGUGGAGGAGAAAGCUACGGAAGCGGAGUCCGUCGCUGUUUGCCCCAGCGCUAGUAAUGCAGAACCGAGUGCUGGUCCAAGUCAGAGGUCAAAAAGUGAGGAAGAUCGAAUAAUCGCUGAGAAUAUGGCUUCCGUACUAAAAUCGUUGAAAAAGAAACGAAACCAUAAAUGCAGUAGACGAAGGCGCAAUGAGGAGCACAGGGGUCGGGACAGGCAUCGGGUAACCGAUGAAAAGAAUGAGGAUGGAUUGAUAGAAGUGAUUAAGGUGGUGCAAGAAGAUGCUAUAAGACGAUCUCCCAGGAAAGUUAGUAAAAAUGCGAAGGACUUCGAAAAAGAAAAAUCACCCGUACAAGAACCAACAGUAAAUAAGUCGAAAAAAGUCAAUGCAUUUCAGUUGAUGAUGAGUUCGAGGAACAAAGCGAUCGGCUCGAAUUCCCCUGGAAAAGAUGAUGCUGGGUUGGGAGAAGAAGACCCCGAAGCUCAGUUGAAGCGUGGUGACAAAAUAAAGCGCAAACUGAAAUUGGAAGAAUGGGCAGAACGAAAGGGUGCAGGAAAGCGGAAGCUACAGGAAUCAGCCGAGGAGGAGUUUAUUGCUAAUCAGCUAAAUCGCAGAGCAAAGCGAAUGAAGCGACUUAUUAAAAAUAUGGAAACAAAUGGUAGCGAUGACGAUGCCGUAGUAGAAACAACUGCAACAGAAAGUGCGAAGCGCACUAAGUCGAAGCCACCAAAAAAAGAACGACCCGCAGCUAGUUUAAAGUUGAAAGCCCGACAAGGGUGGCAGCGAUUGUCGUCGGAGGAUUCUACCCAAUCGUUAUCAAAUGGAAUGGUAGGUGGCGUGGCAAACACAGAGAAGUCUCCAAGUAGGAAACCAAAAGAUGAUAAUUUUGUUGAUAAGUUGAGCUCUCCGUUGAAGAAGAAGGAUAGUUUGUUGGGUUAUUUCAGCAAAGUUGCAGGAAAAGAUAAUUCGCCGGGAAGCACAACUGAAGAGAAGUCUCCUGCCGGCAGUCGUAUCCGGGGUUGCAAAUCUAAACCAAAAGAAGAGUCACCUGUGAAAUGCGUUGCUAUUGAUCAGGUCACACCUGGCGAGAAUCUACCAGCAUCGGAGAGCACCGAUAGUAUCGCUAAUUCCGGCCGGCCGCGGCGGUCGUGUGCUAGUAAAGUGAAAGAUUAUGCUGUCUUUGCUGGCACUAGUCCGGAGAAGGAAGUCGGCGUUAGGCGGACAAGCAGUCGGAAGGCGAUGGUUACACCGCUGAAGAUACUGAACGUGGGCUCACCGCAAACUAUUAAGGUGAUAAAAUCGGUACGCAGCUUGAGUAUAGAUUCGGAACCUCCUUCAACACCGAAAUCGUCCAAAAAUGUGAAACUCGCUCCAGUGUUUGUCAAAAAACCGGUCGAAGAUCCAGAGAAAGUUCGCGCCAAACAGGAGUUUUUAAUGUCAGGAAUUCCUGAGAAAAUGCGCCUGGAAAUCGAAAAACAACGUUCUUUCGAGGAAUCAGUUUUGAACGAAUCGCCUGUGUUCCCACUGAUUAGUCACAUACAGCAGUUGGAUUCGCCGAAGAAAAGCAUUAACACUUCGCUUAAAAACAGCAGGAUUAAAGUGCUGCUGGAAUCACCGGAAAAGUGUGAUGCUGGGAGUAAGCAGAGGGAGGAAGAGUUCGAGUAUAGUACAUUGACGAGUUGUGAUGAUGAAAUUGUAGAGGACAUCCUAGCCAGGCUAAUUGAUGUUGGGAAUCCGGAUGCCAUCUAUAGUUUAGAAUUGCCCGACGUGGCUAAUGUUAAGGGUAUCGUUCGCGAGUGGAAACAAAUCUAUCGUCAUUUUCCCGUGUUCAAAUGCUACAAACAAUUUCGAAGCAUGUACGAAGAGCAUGUUGAGGUUGGUUCUCCACCUGGAAAACAUUAUCACAAAGAGGCGGACGCGGAAGACAGCAUCGAGCUGGUAGAGCCAUACUUUGCUAAUUUUAAUGGAGAGAUUUUGUUUACCGAAAAGUACAAACCAACCUGUUUGGAUCAUAUCUUGGUGAACUGCCAGCCGGCAAUUGCACUUAAGAAAUUUCUUUCUACUUGGAAAGAGGACCGUUCGUCAGUUCAGUACGGUUCGGAAGAUGACUUCGAAGGUUCAAAUUCUAGUGUUUCGUCCAGUUCGACAAAUAUAUGUAAUCACGUGGUACUGGUGGGUCCUACGGGAUGCGGUAAAACGUGCAACGUGUACGCCAUUGCAAACGAAAUGAACUUUAACGUUCUCGAACUGAAUGCUAGCAGUCGGCGGAAAGGUAAGAUCAUUCUCCAGGAGCUGCAGGAAGCGACCCAAAGCCAUCAAGUGCGCAGGAAAGAUGAACAGGUCGAUAUUUUUAAGAAAGCACUUGCUCGAAAAAAUAGUAAAUCUAAGCUGCGAAAGCUAUCAACCGAUUCCGAUGGCGGAGUAUCAUCGAAGAAGCUCUCACUGAUUUUAAUCGAAGACGCCGAUAUUGUGUUUGAUCAGGAUGAGGGAUUCGUUGCGGCCAUAAAUCAGCUGAUUUCCACCUCCAAGCGUCCGAUCGUUUUGACCACGACAAAUCAGAACUGUCCGCACCUGUCACGAUACAUCGGCAACAACGUAAUCCGAUAUGUGGCACCCGGAAUCGGCCACGUGGCCAAGCUGCUUUCAGUGUUGGCUUUGGUUGAAAAAGUUCACAUCGAUCAGAAUGAUCUCGCGCGAUUAUACGCUUUGAAUCGAAAGGAUCUUCGAAAAACGGUGAAUGAGCUACAGUUCUUCAUUCAAACCGGGGGCGAUCGGAAUCAGACGGAACAGUUUGAUCCCGAAACACCACUGGAACUGGAAGAAGAGAAUGGUACGCCUUCUGUACUGGCAGUUGAUGAUGAAGCCUCCCGGCAGUCGAAUGUUUCGUCCACCACCUCGGAGGUUGUUGCCGUAUCUUCUCGAAAACAUACAUCUCUUUUUCGGUUGUUCAAUCGUGACCAGAAUAAUCCAGAUCAGCUGAUUCGAAUGCCACUGAACUUCGAUAAUCUCUGGUGCAAUAUGGAGCGGGUGCUACAGACGGUGCCUGUUACCGUUUCGAAGGCGAAGAAACGAAAGAAAAAAGGUACGAAUCACAAGCAACAGGUGGAUCUUGGCGAACUGGAAGAGCUGGUGUUCUUCUAUCAAAACGUCUCCUCGGCGGCGCUAGUACAACGAGAUACUAAGCGCGACGAAGAUCGGUUGGUGAAUUACUUGGAGGAAGAAAUUGCGCACGAUUUAGUGGAGGAUUGUUGGGAACGAUGGUUCGAGGGCGAUCUUGAUCAGGAGCCAGUGCCAGACAGACGACGCAGUGGAGUUGGUGCAAUGUGUUAUGACAGUCUUAAGCAAUUCGAUGCUGAAGAAUGUCAACCAAUCUCUGCCUACAUUGGUAUUAAUCCAAUACGCACCCGGUCAACGUACUGCGAUUACGAGCCAUACCUACGCACCAUUUGCCGCUACGAACGAGAACGCUCGAAGCUGGAGCGACGUGGCAGUCGCUUUUAUCACUAUCUCCGGAACUUUAUGUACACCAGUGCGAAUCCGGGCCCGAUGGGCGUCGGUGGCAGCAUGGUAACCAAUUUCAGUGUGGAUCACUUCGAUGCACUAAGCACCCGCUUCGAGGAGGAUCCCAUUCCGGCGGUGGAAUCGUCAGACGAGAGCCGCUAGGAUGCGUACAAAGAGUGCUCACAAUAUAUAAGACUAAACGAUUGAACUUUAUUUCAAAGGAUGCCUUUUCUGCACAAUGUUUUUUCUUCAUGCUAUUAGAUUAAAAUUAGUGGCCUAGAAUCUAAUUAUUUAUUUCACAUUCGGUCGGCGCAAAAGUAUAUCCUCGUAGCACUUCACUUUGAUGUCACUUAAUGGUGAUUAAUAAACACGAUUGAUCUUACAUUUAUGGUGUAG
Messenger RNA from Wyeomyia smithii (pitcher-plant mosquito), 4289 nucleotides. RefSeq names its product enhanced level of genomic instability 1 (gene elg1). The transcript is spliced from 4 exons. The coding region runs from base 318 to 4055 and encodes 1245 amino acids. The record is from RefSeq and is a predicted model, not a curated record. Gene Ontology annotation, cellular component: nucleus. Gene Ontology annotation, molecular function: DNA binding; DNA clamp unloader activity; ATP hydrolysis activity. Lineage: Eukaryota; Metazoa; Arthropoda; Insecta; Diptera; Culicidae.